AUGAUCAAGGCGAUCUUCUACAGCAAAUUCGACACCCAGGAAGGUCCCAAGGUCGUUCACCAGGUCCCUGAUGGGGCAAUUGUCCCUUCAUCUACCGCGCCCGCGCAGCCCCUGUUCCUGACAUUCUCCGACAUCUCGUUCUUCGUUAUCCCUCGCCAGGAGCUCUGCGGCAACCUGCUCCAGGUCUGUACCAAUGGCUACCGCAUUCUGGGAUAUCCAAUCUGCAUGAAAUCGGUCCGCUAUGAUCGGAACGAGUUCAUCUUCAAUUUUUGUCUCGUACUGUCCGAGGAGGAUGAUUUCAGCACAUACAAAAGCGUGGUGCGGAAGCUGGCCGACCUGAUGCAUGCCCUGGAGGAACAGAGCGGAUUUUUGUCGCGUGAUUUCUCCAAGAGUGGCGAAGGGAAGGUGCAUAGUCUUUGUGAGAUGUUGAUGGAGGAUCUGAAUAACUACUGCGAGUGCAUGAUUCCUAUCGACGAGCUCAACACAUUGAACAUAAAGCUAUUUCCCAUUUACCCAUCCCCACCUGCUGUUAAGGCCUGGUAUGUCCCGCUUUUCACGGUGCGAUAUCAAGCUUUCAUGGACGAGAACUGGGAUCUGACCAUGCAACGAAUUGUCCCUCACAUCAACGGCGUCAACAGUGUGCGCAUUAUCUCUACUUUAGCAGAUACUGACUUCUCCCUAACCUGUCGCGCAAUCCGCCAUCUCCUCUACUACGGCUGCGUCUUCCUCCUAGACAUCUUCUCCUUCUCCGCAAUCUACGCCCCAACGGCCCAGUUCAGUCCCACGAUCGCCUCAGACGAAGCAAUGCAACUCGAAUGUGCCCGCUACGUCAAUACUCGCUUCGCACCUCAUAACCCCAUGGCACCACCCUCCGCCAUUCCACCCGUGACAGCUGCGCUCGCCGCGACAAGCAGUAGCAGCACAGCAACCAUAACCAUACCCGGUGGACCGAACGUUGGAUCCCUAUCCAGCCCACUCACAGACCCGGCACCCAGUCUCUCCCGCGAUGAUUCUCGCUUCGAUGCAGAGGAAAUCUGGCCCCUGCUAGGCGACGAGGAAAACCACGGUAUAAUGGGUAUGAACGGUUCAUCGAAUACUGCCGAACCAACAGAUCCUACAUUACCACAGGGACCUGCAGUUGUUGAUGGAGUGGGUAUCGUGGAGCUAUAUGCAGGUCUGAAACAGGGUCAAAGCGUGAAGCAGUGGUACUCUGCCCAUAGUCGAGAACUAGCGAAUAUCGAUAUCCGACGAUUUAUUACAUUCGGUGUGAUUAAGGGCUUCUUAUACAGAGUGCGUAAGUAUGCCUGUGCAACCGGACAACCGGGUCCAGGACCUGGUCAUCGGAAUUCCUCGCUUGUGCCUAGUGCAAAUAGCAAUGGAAAUGGGAACGGGGUAUCUACGUCUGGAACCGCGACAGCUAAUACACCUGCACAUCUAUCAACGGGUCCUUCAUCCCGCGCUACAACGGGGCAUAAUAGUCCAUAUGCGACCUCGACUACGGGCGAGGAGGCACCUAUUUCUUCAAUCGGGAGACAAGGACAGGAGAAUGGGCAUGAACGCACAGCGAGCUUUCAUAGUGGAAGUCGAAGUGGGAAUUUAGGUCUUGGAGGGAAUGCGCCAUUAACGGGGUUAUUUGAGGAUGAAGAUGAUAGGAUUGAUGAACGGCUAUUUAGUCGCUAUCUUGAUGGGACACAUUGUUUUGAUCAGAUAUGCACAGAGUUGGAGAUUAGUGAGCGUGAGUUGACGACGAGGUUGAAGAGGUAUCCCGGGGAGGUGUUGAUUCUUCAUCGGUGA
Messenger RNA from Penicillium malachiteum, 1794 nucleotides. RefSeq names its product nitrogen permease regulating protein NPR2. Gene Ontology annotation, molecular function: GTPase activator activity. Gene Ontology annotation, cellular component: GATOR1 complex; vacuolar membrane. NCBI's taxonomy places the organism in Eukaryota, Fungi, Ascomycota, Eurotiomycetes, Eurotiales, Aspergillaceae. The record is from RefSeq and is a predicted model, not a curated record. Bases 1 to 1794 code for a protein of 597 amino acids. Gene Ontology annotation, biological process: negative regulation of TORC1 signaling; positive regulation of autophagy. The transcript has 4 exons.